AUGGAAAAGCUUCUGAUUAUCGAACCUCAACACCUCAAUUUUACUUACGAGCCGAAUAAGGAAUCAUCUUCGUCGAUCCGACUUUCCAAUAAGACCGAUCAGCAUGUUGCGUUUAAGGUUAUGACUACGACACCGAAGAAUUACUGCGUCCUACCGAAUAUCGGAGUUGUUUCGCCAGGAUCGAGUUGUGAUGUUUCAGUUAAAAUGAUUGGUCCAACUGCACUCCCAACUGAAGGGAAAUGUUCGGACAUAUUUUUGAUUAAUACUGUGGUUGCAAGUUCGGGUGCAACCCCAGUAGAUGCUAUUAAGAAGCUGUUUGAUAAGGAGGCUGGACUUCAAAUUCAAGAAUGCAAAUUGGGAGUUAUCUACACUUUCUCUGAGAUGGGCGUCAGCAAACUUGUUGAAAUUAAUCCUUCAGAGUUCAAGUUUGAUUUUAAGCUGAGGAAGGCGCUCUCUUGUUCGCUCAAAUUGUCAAAUAUCACCGAUACUUGUGUCUUUUUUAAUGUGAAAACUACAGAUUCAAAGAAGUAUUGUGUUCUACCAAACACGGGGAUUGUGUUGCCGCGAUCAACUUGUGAUGUUAUUGUGAGAAUGAAAGCUCAGAACGAAAUUCCUCAGGAAACGCAAUGCAAAGAUAAGUUUUUAAUUCAGUGCACAGCCGGAAAUCCUUCAGCCACUAUAAAAGACGUUACCCCGGAAAUGUUCAAUAAAGAAGUACGUUCCGUUGAAGAGUACCAAUUGGGUGUGGUCUACAAUUUCGCAUUGCAAGAAGGACCACUUAAUUAUAUUCCUCAGGUUAUACGAGGGUUCAUUGCGAGUAGCCUCGGUAGUUUACUCAUGAAAGGCGUGGCUACUAGCUUGCUAGGGCUAAUCCUUUCGUACUUGGUGAUGAAAAUACUGCCUCAAAUAUGGUACGUAAACCGAGUUUAUACAAAUGCACCGAAUAUUAUAACGACGCGCUUUGCCUUGAAAGCUUGUUUAAUUGAUUAAUGCACGUUGUUGUGGUGGUGCAGGAGUCUGAGCAUUGUGAUAGGGAUGCUGGCUGUGAAGAUGAUACAACACUUGGUUUCA
This is a messenger RNA of Erythranthe guttata (spotted monkey flower), 1071 nucleotides long. RefSeq names its product vesicle-associated protein 3-1. The record is from RefSeq and is a predicted model, not a curated record. Gene Ontology annotation, biological process: endoplasmic reticulum membrane organization. Gene Ontology annotation, cellular component: endoplasmic reticulum membrane; plasma membrane. Lineage: Eukaryota; Viridiplantae; Streptophyta; Magnoliopsida; Lamiales; Phrymaceae.